AAAUUUUCAAAGGACCCAACAGAACCAUUGAACCCAAGUAGAAGCCCAAUAACAUAUAAGAGGACCAUAAUUUUUGCCGAGUGAAGAAGAAGCUGAGGAAGAUUUGCCGAAACCAGAUGGGGAAGCAUUUUGUUUCAAUCGUCCCUUCGAUCCAGAUUUCCCGACGAGAGAAACCUUCAACGGCAACCAGAUCCAUCUAAUUUCAACCUGAUAAAAUCCAAAAGAAGGACACCACUGGCAAUUUUGAAGCACCAGAGAAGCUUAGGAGAGGGGAAAUAUAGAGCUGGAUCACCUCACUAGCUGCUUCGUUAUUUUGCUCUCGAGAAGCUGAAUUCAUCUUUUCCGGUUUACUGCAGAAAACUUAACCUUUAAGCUUUUCUGGACAUUUCCCCGUUUCUUACGGCGGAGGAUUCUGUUGCCGGACUCUCGGCUUUGAAGACUUUUUUCCGGUGUCUCUGUUUUUUUUUAGAAGCUCAGUCUCUGUGAAUCUGACUGUGAGCGACAUCUGUUCGGAAUUGGUUUUAUGAUCUUAGCGAUCCGCGUCGUCUUCUCUCUGGAUUUGAUUGCCAUUCUUUAAGCUACUUGCUGCCAAUUUGACGAACCUUGAAUCUGGUUUUCUUGCUCCUCCAACUCACGUGAUCAUUCUCGUCAUCACGUGCUUUAUGCCUAAUCAAACUGUUCUCAGGGAUUUAGUCUAGUCAGCUUCUCUGCUUUGCUAGUUAUAUCUGUGAAGGAACACAGCCGUUGAAGCUAUGUUAUCAUCAAGGUUUUCAUUUUUGGGGAUCGGCAGUACUAGCGACGUUAAUGACUCUUCGGGUGUUCCUGGAAGCAAUCUCAAACCGACUCUAAGUGUGCAAACGGAUAAAGAUGUGUACAGGCCUGGAGAUUCCAUUUUUGUAACUAUUGAGGUUGGUUAUCCUCCUGUAAAUGAUCAUGGGAACGGGUCUAAUCCCUCGGUUUUGGUUGAAAAGCUUAGUUUUGAGGUGAAAGGAGUAGAGAAAUUGGACAUUCAGUGGUUCUCUACUCAAAAUCCAUUACCAGGAAGCAAAGGACGAAGAGGUGAACACAUCUUCCUAGACAGUUCAACACCAUCCUUGAUUUCAAAUCAACUCCUAUCUCCUGGUGCUAAGAUGACAUUAAUGGUUCGAGCUAUACUCCCAGAGAUUUUACCACCUUCUUAUAAGGGUGCUACUUUACGUUACCAUUACUUCAUCAAGAGCACAUUAAGCGGAAGAUUGAUGCCAUUAGAAAACAGUCAAUUUUACAAAGACUCGCCAAAAGAUUUUAUGAAAGUGGAGACUCGAAUCCCAGUACAAGUAUGGGUAAUUCAGAAGAAUAACGGGUUGCUAUUAGAGGAAAGUCAAACCGAUGGGAUUGUUCCAACCACUACAAUUCAGACAGAAAUAUACUGGAAAGAGAUGGAUGGAGACUCAGAAUGGACAAGAGCAAAUGACCCGUAUGAAAGUGGUGAGGAAGGAUAUGACAGUUCACGCGAUGAUAUCUUGUCUGUUUCUUCCUAUCCCAACAAAGGAAAUUUAAACAGAGCCUUUGGGAGUUCAUUGUCCUUGAAUUCUGGACCUCGAUUAUCAAUGAAAGACACAUCAUAUAUUGAGGAAGGUGUCGGAUCAUCUCCAAAAAUGAUACUUCCUCAGUUAUCAGCUGCCGUAGUGUCUUAUGAUUCUGGAACUGAUGGCUUUUCGCCUGAUAAAUCAUCAAAUUCAGGGAUUCCGAGCCAACCCAAGGAGACAAAUGGCUCAGGAGCAUCUAUGUCACCUGAAUCUGGAGCUGGAGAACCCGUCUCAGUUACCUUGGAAACGAUAGAGACGGUAAAUAGAAGAUUUGUUCAUCCGUCGAGGAGGAAUUCUCCUAAACUUUCCAAGGUCCAAAGCGAUCACCAUGAGGUGGUGGCCGACCUUAUUCAGACAAGCUUUCUGUUUUCAAUUCCCACGGAUGGUCCAAUGUCAUUUACGACACCCCGUGUUUCUGUGCAAUGGAUUCUACGGUUUGAGUUCCUAAUCACCCCGAAGGAUGUGGACUUAAGCAGGUACGAACAUCCGUUGUUGAUCCCAGAACGGGAGAAAAGCGAGUGGGUUCUACCGAUUACGGUACACGCACCACCUCCUCGGACAUCAGCUACUCAAAACCGAGGCGAUAAGCUCUUUGGGUUGGAGCCUUCUUGGAUCCGUAGCUAAACCCCCACGAUUUGAUAAGAUUCGUUUCGGUAAAGAGUUUCUGGUCCCUUGUGUAGCUCACCACAUGGCGUUAUUAAUUUUCUACUUUGUAAGGGGAAGUUUACCACUAACCUUACUUUUUUCAUUUUAUAUAUAAAUACUAGUUUAGAAAUUAUUUUCUGGUUAGGCUUUUUGAUUCUUCUUUGAGAUGUUGAAUCUCUUAACCAAAAAUGGUUUCUUAUUGAAGGGGUGAACAAAAUAAUCUGAAUAAGUUAAUGCUUGGAAUUACAACUGAGCUAAUACGCAGCCGUUUUUGUGCG
Messenger RNA from Thlaspi arvense, 2491 nucleotides. The record is from the annotation of a GenBank genome assembly. NCBI's taxonomy places the organism in Eukaryota, Viridiplantae, Streptophyta, Magnoliopsida, Brassicales, Brassicaceae.